This is a messenger RNA of Anopheles bellator, 3358 nucleotides long. RefSeq lists its product as uncharacterized. Gene Ontology annotation, biological process: proteolysis. Lineage: Eukaryota; Metazoa; Arthropoda; Insecta; Diptera; Culicidae. The record is from RefSeq and is a predicted model, not a curated record. Gene Ontology annotation, molecular function: serine-type endopeptidase activity. The transcript has 9 exons. Bases 1 to 3357 code for a protein of 1118 amino acids.
AUGUCGCUGGAUGAAAUCUGCUGGAAGCUGCUGCUGUAUCCGUGGUUGGUGAAGCUUGCCCCUUGGAAGGGGCCGUGUUUCCAUCACUUCAAGACCACGACGCCAUUUCCGUACAUCACGCUGCCGUUCAACUACACGUUCCCACCGCCGACAUCGUCCACUCCGAUUCCGUUUACUCCGUUAACGAGUCCUGGGUUAACGUUCAGCACUGCAGCUCCCACAACUAGUACCAUUCCAACAACUACUACCACCACGGCUGCUGCUACUACCGUUACGGGGCCACCACUGACUUCCACUACCUUCCUAACCACUCCUCCGUCCGUGACUGUUACGGUUGUUCCCACUGGUUCCACGCAAACCAUCCCAAUUCCCACGGUCACCUCGACGACUCCUAGUAGUAACACCGGGACCACCGUGACAUCGGCUACCGGCACUACCUUCCUAACGAUCACUAAUCCGCCCUUAACCUCGUCUACUUCCCUGUUCCCGACCGUCACCUUUACUAAUCCCACAACAACGGCGGGGAACACGAUUCCCGGUGGUGGGCUCACUUCGACUCUGGGGCCCAUCACAACCAUCACGGGAAUAUCGCCUCUGCCAACGUUCCCAACGUUCUUAUCGACGAUUAAUCCGCCUACUCUAACGAGCGCCACCAUCACCAGUACGACACCCUGUCCCCCUGUCCCCGUCACUUGUCCUCCUUCGCUGCUAACUUCCACCACGUCCGGUGGCCAAACAGGCAUCGAUCCACGGCAGCUCUACAACGGUUGCCCGUGCAUAGAUCCAAGGGCCCUACUGGUAUCCAGCAACGACAGCUGCGCCACGCCGAACGGCCAGCAGGGUAUCUGUAUCGUGUACGGUAACUGCGACUUCAUCCUUCAGCUGCUGACCCGGAACGCCAACCUGUACGAUCCGGCGAUCGAAAGCUACGUGGCGCAAUCGAUCUGUGGCUACAGUGACACCACGCCCAUGGUGUGCUGUCCAACGUUACGGUUCGCUUUGGCGACCACGGCGAUCGCGACGGCGACCACCACCACCACACCGGGAGGGUCGCUAUACUUCAGCAACAAUCCUACCCCGCCCAGCAGCAGCAGCAGCCCCACAGCAGUCCCGACCGGUGCCGUGAAGCUUCCGGUGAACGAUUUGGAUCGGUGCGGCAUGUCGAACGCAUCCCAUCUGCGCGUCGUCGGUGGUGUCGACGCGCAACUGAACGCCUGGCCGUGGAUGGCCCUACUCGGUUACCGGUCGGCGUCGUUCGAUCUAAACUCCGGCCCACGGUUCCUGUGCGGGGGCACACUGAUCACGACCAGUCACGUGCUCACGGUAGCCCACUGCAUCCAGGGCGGGCUCUACUUUGUCCGGCUCGGUGAGUACGAUCUCAGCUCCGACCAGGACGGGGCCAGCCCGAUCGACGUGUACAUUCAGCGGUGGCUCGUGCACGAGCGCUACGACGAGAAAACCAUCCACAACGACCUGGCGCUCCUGUUGCUGCAGAAGACCAUCGCCAUCACCGACGCUAUCCGGCCGAUCUGCUUGCCACUGGACAGCCGGCAGCGCACGAAGGACCUCACCUACUACGCCCCGUUCAUAGCCGGCUGGGGUGCGGUAUCGUUCAACGGGCCCACGGCCUCGAAGCUGCAGGAAGCGCAGGUGGUCGUACUUCCGCUCGAUCAGUGCGCCUUCAACUACAAGCUGUACUUUCCCAACCAAGUGUUCGACGAUACGGUGCUGUGCGCCGGGUUUCCCCAGGGGGGCAAGGACUCCUGCCAAGGAGAUAGCGGUGGACCCCUAAUGCUACCGGAGCUCUCGACUGGUGGGCAAUACUAUUACUACACGCUCAUCGGACUCGUCUCGUACGGCUACGAGUGUGCCCGGGCCGGGUUUCCGGGUGUCUACGUGAAAGUGGCCGCGUACAUUCCGUGGAUCGAAGCUAACCUCAACUUCUUUGGCCGAUCCUGCUAUACCCCCAAUGGUCAGAUAGGCGUGUGUCAGGUGUUUCAGAACUGCGGGUCCCUGAUCCGGCUGUAUCAGUUCAACCGCAACCAGCAGACGAUCAAUUUCCUGCUCGCUUCCCAGCGAAGCUGCGGCAAUCGCAACUCCAACGGGAACCCGGUCCUCUGCUGCAGUGACGGUGUGCAGUACGACCAAACUACUACCUCGUCUCCUUUUGUAGAGGUCACGACCGCGCCGCCGCCGCCGCCACCGACGACACCGGCCCCUCAGCGUACCGCGGACUGUAUCGGACCGAACCAACUCGAAGGCAACUGCGUCAGUAUUCGCAACUGUCCCGAGGUGCUGAGUGAGUUUUUGGCGCGCCAGAGUGACCCGACCUACGUGCGCUACAUCCAACAAUCGAACGCGAUCUGCAACUACGUCCAGCCGUUUGUCUGCUGUCCGACUCAGCGGGCCCCGACGGUUCCACCGGCACCGCCUGCACCACCGACCGAGCCACCGGCACCCGUUACUCCCGCUCCCACACAGGCACCGCCGCCACCACCACCACCGCCACCGCCGCCAGCACCGGCAUCGCCGGACAGUGCGGCCAGGCUUCUGACACCCGAGACGGGCUGUGGCUUCAGUCAGGUCGAGCACAACCGAGUGGUCGGCGGAGUGCCGGCCGCCCUCAACGGGUGGCCCUGGAUGGCACUCGUCGGCUACAAGAAUGCCCUUGGCGAGGUGUCCUUCAAGUGUGGUGGCUCCCUUAUCACCAAGCGUCACGUGCUGACGGCGGCCCACUGCAUUCGCAGCGAUCUCUCGUCCGUGCGCCUGGGAGAGUACGACACGUCCACGGACGCGGAAACUAAUCACGUCGACGUUCCUGUAACACGGUAUGAAACGCACCCGUCGUACGAUAAGAAGGACGGUCACACCGAUUUGGCGGUCCUGUUCAUGGCGUCGGAGGUCCAGUUCAGUGAUGCCAUCAAGCCGAUCUGUUUGCCCUUGACGGAAACGAUCCGCAGCAGGGACUUCACCGGCUACACCCCGUUCGUGGCUGGGUGGGGCCGUACGCAGGAGGGCGGCAAGUCGGCCACCGUGCUGCAGGAGCUACAGAUUCCGAUCAUCACCAACGACGAGUGCCGCACGCUCUACACCAAGAUCGGCAAGGUGUUCUCGCCGAAGCAGUUUGACAGCGCGGUCAUGUGUGCAGGACGGAUCGAGGGUGGCCAGGACUCGUGCCAGGGUGACAGUGGGGGGCCGCUGAUGCUGCCCCAGCGUACCGGAACCGAGUUCUACUACUACCAGGUGGGCAUCGUUUCGUACGGGAUCGGGUGUGCACGGGCGCAAGUGCCCGGUGUCUACACCCGUGUGGCCACGUUCGUCGACUGGAUCCAACAGAAGGUGGCCGAGCCACUGUAGG